CCUGCGAUGAUUAAGGACUGUGGAGUAAAAUGGGUGAUCCUGGGACACUCUGAGAGACGUCAUGUGUUUGGAGAGAGUGAUGAGCUGAUUGGCCAGAAGGUCGCUCAUGCUCUUGAGAAUGGUUUGAGUGUGAUCGCCUGCACUGGUGAGAAGCUGGAUGAGAGGGAGGCCGGGAUCACUGAGAAAGUUGUUUUUGCCCAGACCAAGGUCAUCGCAGAUAAUGUGAAAGACUGGAGUAAAGUGGUCCUCGCUUACGAGCCUGUCUGGGCCAUCGGCACUGGCAAAACAGCAUCGCCCCAACAGGCUCAGGAAGUGCAUGACAAGCUCAGGCAGUGGUUGAAGGCCAAUGUCUCAGAGGCUGAUGCAAACACUGUGAGGAUCAUCUAUGGAGGUUAUUUCUUGAACUGUCUUAAAAAAGAUACAACAGUUAAUAUGGAUAUAGAUGGGUAUUGA
Xyrauchen texanus (razorback sucker) is the source of this 453-nucleotide messenger RNA. RefSeq names its product triosephosphate isomerase B-like. The record is from RefSeq and is a predicted model, not a curated record. The transcript has 5 exons. Gene Ontology annotation, cellular component: cytosol. NCBI's taxonomy places the organism in Eukaryota, Metazoa, Chordata, Actinopteri, Cypriniformes, Catostomidae. Gene Ontology annotation, molecular function: triose-phosphate isomerase activity. Bases 7 to 453 code for a protein of 148 amino acids. Gene Ontology annotation, biological process: gluconeogenesis; glycerol catabolic process; glycolytic process.